Molecule: messenger RNA, 2014 nt
Organism: Vicia villosa (hairy vetch)
Lineage: Eukaryota; Viridiplantae; Streptophyta; Magnoliopsida; Fabales; Fabaceae
Product: DAR GTPase 2, mitochondrial-like
Exons: 8
Coding region: 23-1162 (379 amino acids)
Cellular component (GO): mitochondrion
Molecular function (GO): GTP binding; GTPase activity
Source: RefSeq, a predicted model, not a curated record
CACACCGUUCAUUUCAAACUGAAUGGCAGCUUCGGAAUUUGGCAAACGAAUAGGGAGAGCGGUAAGAGAAAGAAUCGAAAGGAGGAAAAGCAGCGUGCUCCGUGAAGCUCUAUGGCACGACCCUUUCAUGGCCGCUUCUACUCGCGCCAUCGCAGAAAGGAUCCCUUUGGUUGAUCUCAUCGUCCAUGUCACAGAUGCAAGGAUUCCUUUGUCCUCUCAAUGUCACUUGCUCAGAAACUAUCCAAAUUCCUCAAACUAUAUUGUAGCGCUUAACAAAGCUGAUCUUGCUUCUCGUUCCGCUUUACAGGUAUGGAUGGAUUAUUUUAGGGAAAUUAACUGCAUAUCUUGUGGAGUCAAUGCUCAUAACAAGGACAGCAUCAAACAGUUCCUAAGCCUUAUACAACGCCAGGUGGGAAAACUGAAGAGAACUACUGAUCAUGCUAAUAAGUAUACUGCAACAGUAAUGUUAAUCGGGAUUCCAAAUGUCGGUAAAUCGGCACUUGCUAAUGCCUUGCAUCAAGUGGGGAGAAUUAGUGCAGCAGAAAAAGGAAAGUUAAAGCAUGCAACUGUGAGUCCAGAGCCAGGGGAGACUAAAGACAUAAGAAGUUAUAAGAUUGCUAGCCAUCCCAAUAUUUAUGUGUUAGACACUCCAGCUGUUUUAUCUCCCGAGGUUCCUGAUGUUGAUGUUCUAUCUAAAUUACUCUUAACAGGAGCAAUUGGGGACUGUUUGGUUGAGAGAAAAGAAACUGCUCAAUAUUUUCUAGCUAUUCAUAACUCCAGUGAUCAGUACAAGAAAUGGGCGAGGUUAUCAAACAAGGAUAAUGACUUCCUUAACAGCAAAACAGAAUGCUCGCCUACCUCAGGGUUGCAAAUGAAACAGAAAAACCAAAUCCCUACAGAUCACACACAGGACGACGUAGUGCAGGAUGUUCGAAGAACACUCUAUGAAACAGUAUCAUCUUUUGAAGGCAAUAUAAAAUGUGAAGUUGAAAUGGAAGCACUUAUUGCUAGACAAUUUACUGCCUUGCAGGAAGUUUUCCAUGUUUCAACUAAAUGUGAAGAAGAUAUCCAUGUUAUGGUUGCUGGGAAAUUGCUUAAUCUUUUCCGUACGGGGCGUCUUGGACAUUAUAUUUUUGAUAACCUUCCCAGAAAUACUCACUGAUCAUUGUCAGGCCAAUGCUGUGUGUUAGCCUCUAAAUGUAGCUGCUCAACUCAGUUGGCCAUAUCUUUUUACAAAGUAAAAAGCCCUUAGAUACCUUUCUCCAAACCUAUUAAUAUUUUACUUAAAUUAAUCUGUCAUUAGAUUAUUAACUGAUUUUUCAUAAUUUAACUUUAUUUUAGUAGACUCAUUUAAAAAUUUCAUAACCAACUCCUUAAAGAUCAAGUGUGUUUGAAAAACAUCUGGAAUUGUGAUGGCAGCGCAUGGUUAACAUGAAGCUUCUCUUUGCAAAGUGAAGAAUGUUUCGAAUCAGAACGAAUUUUAUGAAAUUGUUGCCACUAAUUCUGUUGAAGUUUCAAUUUUUGUCAAAAUUAUAAUAACUUGUUCUUGAUGUAUUUUUGUCAAAAUUGUGGUCAAUAUUCAAACAUACACUUAGAUCCCGUACAUACCUUAAUUUUGUAAAUUGUUUCCCAUUCUUUGGUAUUUUUUUUUUGGAUAGUAUAGUUGGCGUGAAAGUUUCCUUUAAAAGAUAUCCCAAUUUCAUGUUGAGUAAAUGAUUCAGACUGAGAAAUGAAGUUUCACUUAAUUGAAUUUUAAAAGAGAACUGAAUUUGAAUUCCUCAAUCAAGUUUCAAGUAAUUGAAUUUCAAAACAGAAAACUGAAUUUGAAUUCCUCAAUCAGAUGUUCCAAAAAUAGAUGUAAAGUAUUGCCAGUGGAAGCGAAAUUUGGUACCAACACUAACACAGAUCCGGACUACGAUUGACAUGUCCACACCAAUAAUAAUCAAAACUAUAAUGAUAAAUUUUUCCCUUAAAGGGGAAAUACACCAAUAAUAAUUCAAAACUAUAACGAUAA